Abrus precatorius (Indian licorice) is the source of this 876-nucleotide messenger RNA. RefSeq names its product adenylate isopentenyltransferase 5, chloroplastic-like. The record is from RefSeq and is a predicted model, not a curated record. Gene Ontology annotation, molecular function: tRNA dimethylallyltransferase activity. NCBI's taxonomy places the organism in Eukaryota, Viridiplantae, Streptophyta, Magnoliopsida, Fabales, Fabaceae. The transcript has a single exon. Bases 1 to 876 code for a protein of 291 amino acids. Gene Ontology annotation, cellular component: mitochondrion. Gene Ontology annotation, biological process: tRNA modification; cytokinin biosynthetic process.
AUGGCUCCUUCGGCUUGUUCUUCCCCGGCACUUGCUGGCAACAAGAAGAAAGUUGUGUUCAUAAUGGGUGCAACUGGCACAGGAAAAACCAAGCUUUCCAUCAACUUGGCCACUCAAUUUCCCUCUGAAAUAAUAAACUCAGACAAAAUUCAAGUAUACAAGGGCCUUGAUAUCAUCACGAACAAGGUAUCUGAGUCAGAACGUUGUGCCAUUCCUCAUCACUUGCUAAGCAUAAUCGAUGACCCUGAUUAUGACUUCACAGUUGAUGACUUUUGCAACCAUGUACUUGUUGCUCUCAAUCACAUUAUUCAAAAUGGACGCGUACCCAUUAUUGUGGGAGGCUCAAACUCUUACCUUAAAGCAUUAGUUGAGGACCCCAACAUUGCAUUUCGCUCAAAAUAUGAUUGUUGCUUCAUUUGGCUCCAUGUGUCUUUGCCUGUGUUGUUUGAAUAUUUGGACAAAAGGGUGGAUGAAAUGCUUGAUGCUGGGAUUGUUGACGAGAUUCGAGAAGCUUUUGUGCCAGGAACAAAAUAUGAUUACUCUCGUGGGGUUAAAAGAGCCAUAGGGGUUCCUGAGCUAGAACACUAUCUUCGGAUAGAAAAGGAAAUAGAUGAUGAGGCUCAAAAGGAGAAGAUACUGCAACAUGCUAUCAGAAAAACUAAAGAAAACACUUGCAAGUUGGCUGAAAUGCAACAAUUCAAGAUCCAUAGGUUGAACUGUGAGCUUGGAUGGGAAAUGAUCAAAAUUGAUUCCACACCAGUGUUUGAGGCUGUUUUAAAUGGAGCAGACUAUAAGCAUUUGUACAAAGAGAUUGUGUUUAAACCAAGCAUGGAGAUUGUGCAAAGAUUUCUGCUAGAGGAGUUCAAUCAAGGAUAG